This is a messenger RNA of Purpureocillium takamizusanense, 1563 nucleotides long. RefSeq names its product Protein ccc1 (gene CCC1). Gene Ontology annotation, cellular component: fungal-type vacuole membrane. The coding region runs from base 109 to 1206 and encodes 365 amino acids. Gene Ontology annotation, biological process: intracellular manganese ion homeostasis. Gene Ontology annotation, molecular function: manganese ion transmembrane transporter activity; iron ion transmembrane transporter activity. The transcript has a single exon. NCBI's taxonomy places the organism in Eukaryota, Fungi, Ascomycota, Sordariomycetes, Hypocreales, Ophiocordycipitaceae. The record is from RefSeq and is a predicted model, not a curated record.
CCCCCCCCUCUCUCUCAAAACAACACCACACACACACACACACACACACACACACACACACACGUACAGACAUAAAGUAUACAUACUUCGUACACUAAAGGCACAACCAUGGCGUACGCUUCAGAAACAUCCCCCCUACUACCCGAGCCGCGCUCCGAGCGCCGGCCCGUCUCGAGCCUCAAGGCCGCCGUCGCCAACCGCGACGUCUCCCCCGGCGGCAACAGCAGCACCUCCUCCUCACCGUCGACAUCAUCAUCAUCAUCACCGUCCUCGGUCGGCUCGUCGCCCGACGGCCUCAGUGACACGCUCCGCGACAUCAUCAUUGGCUUCUCGGACGGCCUCACCGUGCCCUUUGCCCUCACCGCGGGCCUCUCCUCCCUCGGCAGCACCCGCCUCGUCAUCAUGGGCGGCCUCGCCGAGCUCAUCUCCGGCAUGAUCAGCAUGGGGCUGGGCGCCUACCUUGCCGCCGUCACCGAGCGCGAUCGCUACCUCUCCCAGCGCGCCGCCCACGCCCUCCCACCCCCGCCUUCAUCCGCACCCUACUGUUCCUCCUCUCGUUCUUCCACAAAACCGACAACAACAACAACAACGGCGUGCUCCCCUUCCUCCUCGCUAUCUCCCGCCGCCACCGUCCGCCUGGCCCGCCGCGAGGAUAUUUACGCCAUCCUCGACCGCUACGCCGUCUCCCGCGCGGCCGCCACCCCGCUCGUCGAUGAGCUGUGCGGCCGCGUCGACGACGCUGACGACGCCGACGCCGCUGUUACUGCUGCUGCUAAUGGAACUCAUCAUGGCACUGGCCGCCAUCACCACCACCACGACACCCGCGGGGCAACCGUCAGCAGCAGCGCCGCCGACGACGACGACCCCUGGCUCCGCUUCAAAAUGGACGUCGGCCUGCGCCUCGACGAGCCCGAGACGCACGCCGCCUGGCUCUCGGGCCUCACCAUGGGCCUGAGCUACUUCGUCGGCGGCCUCGUCCCCAUGCUCCCCUACUUCGCCAUGGACCGCGUCCGCGACGCCCUGCUCGUCUCCGUCGCCGUCACCGUCGUCAUCCUCCUCGCCUUUGGCUACGCAAAAAACUACGUCGCCAUCCGCACCCACCGCGCCGGCGUCUGGGGCGCCCUCCAGACCCUCGUCAUCGGCGUCCUCGCCGCCGGCACCAGCUACGCCAUCGUCAAGGCCCUGGACCGCGGCGGCGGCGCCUGAAUUCAAGGGGGGCAGACCGUCAUGUCAUCUCCCUUCGUGAACUUUGUGUCUCGCCAUCUUUGCUUGUGUACUAUAUACCUUUUAUGCCUCGGGAGCAUGGCGUUUGGGCAUCUGCAGGCAUUGCGCCAGCCUUACGAAAAAUUCACAGCCCGACUUUAUACACGCAUGUAGUUCUAUGAAUGAAUAAUGACCGCUGUAGUGCCGCUGUCGGCACCUGAUAUUAUGCAUCUACGCUACCAUCCUGUUCAUGCCCGAUGUGGCUAUUGAGUACAUGUACACUUCAUCACGUCUAUACUUGAUCUUGCGAGUCCCGUCUCGCAACCUGGGACCCCAGGGGUUCCGUGGACUGCAUGGGCC